CAAAUUCGCACCCCCCAAUUCAAUUUUACCACCUUAUUCUUUUUUCUCCCAUUCACUCAUUUAUUUUCUUUUCCCUGAACCCCUCAUGUCAGAAGCAUCCACCCAGUUCUGCGAGCUUCUCCUCACCUACACGAAAAAAAAUAAAAUUUUUGUUAACGUACUCAUCCUCAUCGCCGAUUCGUUUCCGGACGAGCGUAAAGACAUAGCGCACACGGUCAUUUCACUUCUAACAACGGAGAAUUGCGAUUUGAUGUGCGAUUUUGUAGCAAGUCUUGUGGAAAAGAGUGAAGAAUACAGGAAGUGCUUUUCGGAGUGCAGAUAUGACUGGGGACAACUUGGAAGAGAGGGUACGAGAGUGAGCGAGGCGUUGGAGGGCAAGGAGUUGGUCGUGCCGCCCGAGCUGUUCUUUUACGGGCUGAAGAGCAAGGAGGAGUAUCUAAACAAUAACUAUGUGCUGGUUGAGUGCUAUAUCAAGGGAAUAAGAGAAAAAAUGGAGGUGAAAGGCAGGGAAUAUGAGGAAAUAGGAAAAGAUACGGGAAGUGACCACGGCGUCAAGAGAAUGAAGGUGAGGGAAGGUGGUAAGGAGAGGAUGGAAGACAUGGGACGAGAGGGUAGCAGAGAAUCUGUGGGUUAUACGGGCAGAGACAGUUCAAGAAACAGAAAUGGAGAGGGCGGUGCUGCGAACAGGGGCUAUUCAACCGGGGGUUCGCGGGACGAGUACGCGAAGGAUAGAACGAAGAGUAAAAUGAGAGAGGAGAGACGGAACACCCAUGAAGGCGAUAAGUUCGCCGUUCUCUAUCAGAGAAUACAGUGCAGAUUAUGUGCCUUGCGAUUUACAGACACUGAAGAGGGGAAGACGCAUUAUGGCACGCAUUUGGAGGAACACAACAGAAGAAAAAGGGUGGAGCAGCAGAAGGACACGAUAAGUAGAACGUAUUUUCCGAAUGAGGAUAACUGGUUGUCCAAGAAAAUAGAACUGCCACCCGCGAGACAGGAGGAACACAAGCUGUUUGUCAGUAAGAAAUUGGUGAUUUGCAAUCUUUGUAACGAGAAAAUGGAUGUGGAAUGGGACGAUGAUAACGAUUCGUGGGUGGUUAGGGAUGCCGUUAAGUUAGGGGAUGGCAACGGCUACGUCCAUAGAGAGUGCGCUUUCUAGGGGUACAAGGAGCGUGAGCAUGUGUAAAAAUGGGGGCUAUGCUCAAGCAGUGCUGCCAAGUGCCUUUAAUGUGACGGCUGCUUUUCUCGCUGAAGAAGAAAUCGAAUGAAUUCGUGUUGAACGCUGUGUUUUUAUGUGGUCUGAGUACGGCGCUCUUCACUUUGCCCGUUCUGCAGUCAAAAAUUUGUUGUGCGAAGAGCAGGGAUACCGCAUUUACACCUAAUCGUGGUGUGAUCCUGUCACAGACAGGAUCGCAACAAAGUGUGCUGCUGGAUACAACGAGCAGAAUCAUAGUUUUGAGCACCAAGGGAGUACAUUCUGGCAGGACUUGGUGCACACGGAAGGUAUGCAGGAGAAAGGACACUCAUCGUUGGUGAUUGGAACGCUAGCUUUGAGGAGAUGGCACGAGAUGUGGUGGUAAUAGCAGGCGCAACAUUCUAAUCGUGUUGUAAUCAUGGCGUGUGAUGUAUGUGCUAUGUGGUUGAUGUGAUGAAUAUUUGGUAUUUAAGACGAUUUAUCAAUACCGAUUUUGAGGGGAAAACGCUAAAAUGGCUCGUUUUCACUGCGUUGGCUUUUGCUGAGAUUUUUACCGUUGGAAAGACUGGAAAUAUCGUGGGAACUGAAUAUGCGUUGUUUUUAGAGAGGUGAUGUGCUUUGCCACAUCGAGAGCAAAGAAGAGCAAGGCGAUGAGUAAAUUUAGUUUGAUGUACGAACCGUUUGUUUGUAAUUUUAGCAUUUUUUGUU
Vavraia culicis subsp. floridensis is the source of this 1900-nucleotide messenger RNA. RefSeq lists its product as uncharacterized. The record is from RefSeq and is a predicted model, not a curated record. Lineage: Eukaryota; Fungi; Microsporidia; Pleistophoridae. The transcript has a single exon. Gene Ontology annotation, biological process: termination of RNA polymerase II transcription. The coding region runs from base 86 to 1156 and encodes 356 amino acids. Gene Ontology annotation, molecular function: RNA polymerase II complex binding; mRNA binding. Gene Ontology annotation, cellular component: mRNA cleavage factor complex; cytoplasm.